AUGUCCUCUGAGUCCCCUGUACUGACCUCCGCCGACUCAAUGUCUAUCAACGCCGAGACCGAGACCCGAGACCCCGUCGCCCUUGACAAGUCCUCCCCUGUCUAUCGUGUUCUCUUCACUGAGGACGUCUUCGGAAUGAUCGUCGUCGCCGCCCUUGACUGUGCGCCAGGGACCCACGACAGGGCCACCAUUUCACGCCUGGCGCGCACGUCGCGAGGGUUCACGCGCGCCGCCAUGCGGGUUCUUUGGAGGAAGAUGACCUCACUCGUUCCGCUGCUCAGGACGAUCCCGGGUUUGAAGUGGGACAAGUAUCGUAGAUAUGGUACAUUCAUAUGGCACGUGGUAGUCCCUUCGGCCGACCCUGAGACACUCGCCGUCCUCGACACAAGGGCGUUCGAACGCUGCGGGCGGUACAUUAAGUACUUCGUCUGGCAGUCAAACCGCGAUAUCGGCAGGAAUACCCUCACCUUCUUCCAGAGUGCACUAUCCUCCUCGGCGCGGCCAUGGCUGCCAGCGGUCCGCUCCAUUACAUGGCACGAAGAGCGUGGUGAGCCAACGCUCCUUCCUCUCUGGGUGUUCGGGGCCCCAAGCUUGAGGGAGCUCUCUAUCACUGCUUCCCUCGGAGAAAAGCCUCGGUUACUAAAGCUCUUUGACGAGCUUCGAACUCGGUGUCCUGACCUGGAGUCGGUUCACAUCCAGCAUCCGGCGCCGCUGCGGCCCGUCCAUGUUCCAUUGCGCAGCUCCGAGUUCUCCUCUGCGUUCAGACGGUUCUUGGUCGAGACGAUUCACGGCCCGUCAGGCGGUUUGGGGCUGCGUUCCCUCGUUACCUGUGUCCCGCUUUCGUGGGACGACGUUUCCGUGCUGGCACAGAUGUCGAGGCUCGAGGUACUCAAUGUGCAUCUGGCCCCCGCAACGGCUUCCCCGAACGAACCUCCGCUUCCCCCAGGUGCAUUCCAAAGCCUCGUGUCCCUCGUCCUCGAAGUAGAAGAACUGGACUGGACCGUUAUCCGCCUAAUGGACAGCCUCGACAGCCCGACCCUCCAAAGCCUUCGAGUGGUGAUCGUAGAGAGACCCCCGGAGUUGAGGAUGCGCGACUUCUUCAGCUCUUUGGCACGCAGCACAUUCCGGCAGCGGCUUGAAUGCUUCGGGCUCGAAGUCAAUUACACGUCUCUACCAGACAAGUCGGAUGGCCGUUGCGUCCACGCCCUGUCGGGCUCCACGCUCCGUCCUCUGUUGCAGAUGUCUGGCCUGAUAUCGCUGUCCCUCAUCAUACCACGGAUUUCCUUAUGUCGGGACGACUUACAAACGCUGGCCAAGGCAUGGUCUCACCUCCGGAGGAUCAAAAUCCGACAAAUCGCGAACGUCGUGAAGCCUAUCGAUGUCCGUGAUCUUCUCGCUCUUGCAGAGUUCGCGCAGAAGCUGGAGGAGGUUGUACUUGACAUACAUGGAGACAACGUGAGCUUGCCGAUCCCCGAGGAGGAGCUUCCUGCCCGCUCGAGAAGGGUCAGGAAGAUCACCUGCCGCACAUUCAAUAAUGAUGACGACGAGCAGGCCAUCCUGGCCUACCUGAGUUACAUAUUCCCCAAGGCCGUGGUCACACCGGUACAAUCUUGGUACCGGUAA
This is a messenger RNA of Rhodofomes roseus, 1623 nucleotides long. RefSeq lists its product as uncharacterized. Lineage: Eukaryota; Fungi; Basidiomycota; Agaricomycetes; Polyporales; Fomitopsidaceae. The transcript has 3 exons. The coding region runs from base 1 to 1623 and encodes 540 amino acids. The record is from RefSeq and is a predicted model, not a curated record.